This is a messenger RNA of Strongyloides ratti, 213 nucleotides long. RefSeq lists its product as hypothetical. The transcript has a single exon. The record is from RefSeq and is a predicted model, not a curated record. Lineage: Eukaryota; Metazoa; Nematoda; Chromadorea; Rhabditida; Strongyloididae. Bases 1 to 213 code for a protein of 70 amino acids.
AUGUUUUCUAAAAUUAUUCUUCUUAUUCUUGCCUGUAUUGUUGCAUUGACAACAUCUCAAUUCUUUGGACCAGGAAUGUAUGGAGGUUAUGGUCGUGGAAUGUAUGGAGGUUAUGGAGGUUAUGGCCGUGGAAUGUAUGGAGGAUAUGGCCGUGGAAUGUAUGGAGGAUAUGGUCGUGGAAUGUAUGGUAUGGGAGGAUGGGGCAAAAAAUAA